CAAUGUCGGUUCUACACUAAAAAUCAUAAAAGCCAAACCGAACUCAAUCUUCUUCCCGCAACUUCAUAAUCUGCUUUCCCAAUUCUCUCUCGUCGGCGAAGGUCCUGUGAAACCCUAGACAAAUCGCAGAGAUGCAAGAUUCAAAGAUUCCACCUUUCUCUGAAGCAAAAAGAAUGAAGAUUCCUACUCCAAAACAACCCUUGACUCAACUACCACCACGUAUCGGGAAAAAAGUUUCAAAUCGGAGCAAAUCGAACCAGGUUCAUGCGAUUUCACAUCAACUUGAGAUGUCUCCAAAUUCAGAUUCAUCUCCAGGAAACGAGUACAGAGCACUGAGACGCAAGUAUUUGCUGCUAGAGGAAGAUAGUUUCGCGUUGGAGAGAGAGUUAAAGGAAGCAGAGGAUGAGGUUAAAGCACUUGAAGAUGAGAAACUUGAGCUCUUGGACAAACUCGUUGUUAUGGAAGGUUUAGUUGAUCCUUGAUUCUAUAGCUUAGCACUUGUUUUAUUUGCCACAUUCAUAUGUAAAAAAUCGCCUUAUCUAGUAACAUUGUUUCUGCUUAUAUAACUUAUAAGCUUUUGUUGUGUGUUGAGAGAAUUGGAGAUGGUAAAGAAAACUGUUGUGUUCACUUGUUGUGUCUUUCGAGUUAAUACAAUGGUUUGGGAGUAAAGACUUAAACUUGCUACAGUUUUUACUA
Messenger RNA from Arabidopsis thaliana (thale cress), 696 nucleotides. RefSeq lists its product as uncharacterized. The record is from RefSeq and is marked reviewed. The transcript is spliced from 2 exons. The coding region runs from base 132 to 482 and encodes 116 amino acids. NCBI's taxonomy places the organism in Eukaryota, Viridiplantae, Streptophyta, Magnoliopsida, Brassicales, Brassicaceae.